Molecule: messenger RNA, 4853 nt
Organism: Galleria mellonella (greater wax moth)
Lineage: Eukaryota; Metazoa; Arthropoda; Insecta; Lepidoptera; Pyralidae
Gene: Hex-A
Product: hexokinase type 2
Exons: 10
Coding region: 16-1602 (528 amino acids)
Biological process (GO): intracellular glucose homeostasis; glycolytic process; glucose 6-phosphate metabolic process
Cellular component (GO): cytosol; mitochondrion
Molecular function (GO): ATP binding; D-glucose binding; glucokinase activity
Source: RefSeq, a predicted model, not a curated record
ACAGUGACAAAAUAUAUGUGCGUGUCGGUGUAUAUAUGUUAUUCACUUGUCACUUCAUUACUAGUGGGAGUAGUGUCGCUGAAAUCUUCCUACGAUGGCGGCCGACUUGGUGAAUCCUCGGGGCAUCACGUGAACGCGUUAGAGGCGUCCGCCUGCUCGGCCGCAUGGUGGGCCGGUCGUGACGUCACGCGACUGGGGCAACAGCGGGCGCGCGGGAGCGUCGAGGUCGAGGGUGUGGUGCACAUGCGCCGGUCGCGUCGACUCAAGAUUCGUGAAGAAUGCAGAGUCUUUCAUAUGUCAGACACACAGAUCAAAGAAGUGAUGAGCAGGCUUCAUAAUGAACUGGUCAGGGGGCUCGGCAAAAAUACUCAUUCAAAAGCCUCUGUGAAAUGUUGGCUUACUUACAUACAAGAUUUACCAAAUGGAAAAGAACGUGGUAAAUUUCUGGCAUUAGAUUUAGGUGGAACUAAUUUCAGGGUUUUAAUAAUAAAUUUAGGUGAUAACCAUUUCGACAUGCAGUCAAAAAUUUAUGCCGUACCUAAUCAUAUCAUGACCGGCACAGGCGUUGCUCUAUUUGAUCAUAUAGCUGAGUGUUUAGCUAAUUUUAUGAAGGAGCACGAGGUCUAUGAUGAGCGUUUAGCGCUCGGUUUUACAUUUAGUUUUCCACUAAAACAAACUGGUCUUACGAAAGGUAUCUUACAACGUUGGACCAAAGGCUUUUCUUGCUCAGGAGUGGUCAAUGAAGAUGUGGUACAAGCAUUGAAAGAUGCUAUCUCAAGACGUGGGGACAUACAAAUUGAUGUAUGUGGAAUACUGAAUGACACCACGGGUACACUCAUGUCCUGCGCAUGGAAAAACCACAACUGCAAAAUAGGACUAAUAGCUGGUACGGGAAGCAAUGCUUGUUAUGUAGAAAAAACGGAGAAUUGCGAGUUAUUUGAAGAAAAUAACGGCAAACUACAGAUGCUCAUCAACACAGAAUGGGGCGCGUUCGGAGACGACGGUUCGCUGGACUUCAUCAGGACAGAGUUUGACCGUGAAGUCGACACUCAUUCUAUUAACCGCGGUAAACAGAUUUUCGAAAAGAUGAUAGCCGGCAUGUACUUGGGAGAAAUAGUACGUUUAGCACUGGAGAAAUUAACAAGAAUGGACCUACUCUUCGAUGGAAGAGGAUCAGAUUUACUCUUUAAGAGAAAUAGUUUCUAUACCAAAUAUGUUUCGGAGAUUGAAUCUGACUUGCCCGGAGAAUUCACAAGUUGCAGAGACGUGCUCGAAGAACUUGGAUUGGCACAUGCGACCGAGGCUGACAUGGCGGCAGUGAGAUACGUAUGUGAAUGCGUAUCGCGGCGAGCCGCGCACCUGGUAUCGGCUGGCAUCGCCACACUCCUUAACAAGAUGAACGAUCCCGUGGUGACGGUUGGCAUCGACGGCUCCGUGUACCGUUUCCAUCCACACUUCCACACUUUAAUGUGCGAAAAAAUCGAGUAUUUAGUUCGGCCGGGUAUAACGUUCGACUUAAUGCUGUCGGAAGAUGGGAGUGGACGCGGUGCUGCACUAGUGGCUGCAGUAGCGUGCCAUCAGAGUCAGCAACAGGGCGCAUAAGGAAUGUCACCCUAAUACUCAGCAAUCUCUCCACCGAAGAUUUCUGGUAUCCUGCCUCUUUGUAUGAACCACAUGAAAAUAUUUGUGCUAAAUAAAGUACUGGACACAAGUGCUGGUGCGUACGAAACGUUCACUUGUGUUAUUUUAGAAGUAAAGCCGAAUUUUAUUUUUAAAAGUUGAAAAUUAGGGUUUUAUUAACUUAUUAGGGGGAAAAUAUACAUUUAAAUCCAGAUAAUUAUAUUUUAUAAAUGUGUAAAAAUGUUUUUGUAUGAAUAACCCAAAUAGGCUAGGUACUGUACAGUAUAAUAUAUAUGCCUCUUAACUAAGUCGUUAUGUCAAAAGUCUGUGGAAAUACCUGUACUAAAUUGCGUUUGUACAUAUUCAAUGACCGAUUAGGGCCCAUAACUUUUUUAAAUAUUAUUGUCUUUGCUUACAAUAGUUAGAGAGGUACCUAAAUCAGGAUACAAAAUAUCAUAUUUUUAAUUUUUUAAAAUUUCUAUUAGGUACCAGGGUAUUGAAAUUAUUAUUUUAGCAUUAUAAAAUUAUGGUCUAGUUAGAAUAGCUACGGCACGUUUAGUUAAAAAAAAAAAAUCAUUUCUUAAUAUUGAUUUGAACUAUAUUUAAUUAAGAUAGGCACUAAGAUAAAAUGUCCGGCCGAUGCAUUAAAUAUAAAAAUUAAGAAUACACGGCGUACUUAUAAAAAUACCUAUCUAGUCACAUAUAAAGUGAUUCAGUAUAGGAGUUGGCUAUUUAAGCUAUAUUAUUCUUAUUUCUUAUGUUCCGUUUGGACACGAUCUUUGUCUACUUCGUUUUUCCUUCUUUUAUUAUUUUAGAAGACUGAUUUAAAUAACAAAGUACCAUCAUAGAUACCAUUAUUAAAAGCACAUGAAUUUUGUCAACAUAUUGUUAUAAAUGUUAUAGUAUGAUUGAUAUAAUGCGCAAUAACAUUUACUUACAUUGCAUUUGUUUGCGAGUGCCUAUCUUAGCCAGAAUGCUUGUCAGAAUUAUAGGUACUUUGGGCCAAACCAAUAAUUUAGAAAACCAUAGUUAUCAAUGAAUAAUGUGUUAUGUUAGCAAUAAGUAGUUUUAUAGAGAUGUAUUUUUAAUAGCUUGUACAAUGUGUUAAAUAAUUUCGGGUAAAUAUUUAUAAAUUUAAUUUGAUGUAAUAAUAUUUAAGUAUUUAUUAAUAUAAUAAAUACUUUAUAUAUCAUUACAUUACUUUAAAUGCUCUGUUAAAGUAAUAAUAAAUCUAUAUUAUAUUUACACCUAAUCUAACAUCGUAAAUAUGCGCAUUCUAUAAAAGUAUGAAUAUGUAUAUCAAACAAGAUAAUUAUACAAUGGAAUUACGCGCGCGCAUCUUAAAAUGAUGUAUAUAUUGUGUACUUAUAAUGUUAGUACAAUUGUAUGUAGCAUAGCAUAUAACUAUUUCAAUCAUUCCAUUUGCUAACCAAUGGACAUAAUUUCCUUGUAUGCAUACUGAAGUCAUAUCAACAAGGUAGAAUAGUAACUAAACCGUGUUAUCUAUAAUACCUUUUAAAACUUUCCUAUAGGUGUAUAUACGAAUAUUAUGAUGUUUAAUAAAGAACUACAAAUAUUGUCAGAUUCCAGUUAUAAUUAAGCAUUGUUUAGGUAAUUUAUUAGGUAUUAAAUUCCGGUUUUCGAUAAUAUAUUAGGAUCUAUAAUUUUUUUCUUUUAAGCGGGUGAUUAAAAAUUUCGUUUUCAAAAUAAAUUGUAUCAGUACUUUAUAAAACAUUAUAUUAUACACAAUAAGAUCGCACAGAGUAAUCACAAUGAACUUGGAAUAAAUAUACUUAAAAUUUAAUUUUUAAUUACUUUUAAGUUUGAUAUUUUUCUGUGAUAGUACUAGGAAUUAUUAUUAUGAAUAAAUGUUUGUUUAUCAACUUUAUUUUUUUUUAUAUUGAAUAAAAAAAUUGGCUACCUCAAGUUAGUUUUGAAUUAGAAUGGUGUGUCGAUGUAGUUAAAACUACAGAAUUGCAAAAGUUUGUGAGAAUUUUAUAUGAUAACUACAAUAAACUAAAUAGAUUAGAUACAUCAAAAAAUCUUUGUAACGAAUUUAUAUAAUUUUUCUUUUGUUACAAUCUAUUUUAUAGUUAAUAAUAAAAUAUUAAUGCUUCAUUAUAUAUAUGACAUUUUACAAUUAAUUUACUCAGCAUGCUAUGCAAAUUGUAUGUUAAUAUAUCAACCAUAAUUUUACUUUAAAAUUAUCUACUUAUUAACAUGAAAUAUUGUUUUAAAUACCUACUUACAAUAACCUUUUUAAAUUUUUGUAAUUAAGAAUACGUAUAAAAAAAAACAAAGUAGGAAGGCACCUACAUAAUUACUGAAGCACCUCUGAGCGGCUAAUUAAUCGCUUGCUGGUACCAUUAAUUUAGAACAUAAUAGUUCGUAUUUCGUUUGUUCGAAAUAGCUGACCACAACAAGGUUUAAUUUUAAUUACCUAACCGAAAAUUGUGUUAGUAUGAUUCGAAGAAUAAAUGGAAUAUCUUAUAAAAUAAUACUCCUAGGAACUUCAAAAAAGUAUGUCACAUAUAAUCUACAAAUCCUCAAGCCCUCGAGCUAGGAUAACCUGUGUUAUAAGGAAACAGGAAAAGAAUAUCUGAGAGCAUGUCUGUUAUAACUAGACCCGAAACAAUUUAGAAAAUUUUAUUUUCUAUUAGGCUCGACUUACAAUCGAACCUGGGACUUCACUACGCAAGGAAAUGUGCUUACUGCUGCACCACUGAACUUGUCAAACAAAAACAAAGUGACAGUGCGAUAUUAUAGGUAAUUUGAUUUCUCCAGAGGUUUUCUUUGUAAAUACCUCUGGAGUAAUACCUAAUGAUAAACUCUUUUCGCCAGAUGUGUAAUAAACAACCUAUCAAAUAUUUAUUAGCCACUAUAUUUACUAUGUAACGUAUAAGUUUCGAUUUAAAGAACAAUAUGGCCGAUUUUACAUUUCACAAAUAUUACACAUUUAGAAUUUUAGUAUUUACACCAAUUCUAUAAUUAUACAUACUACAGCAAUUGUGUUACUCUCAGAUUUCCAGAUGUUGUGUUACUUUCAUCACAACGACAGUGGAGAAAUGCCUCUGACUAUCCCAUUAGAGAUAGAUAAAUAAAUAACUUAUACUCUUUACUGUUGCAUUCAAAAUUAUUACAAUCGUGAACAUAUUUUAAAAACAUGUAGCUAGAAAAUUAAAAUUUUGUAAUGAUAUUACCAUUGUUGAUAAUGAAUAAAUGUAUGUUGACCA